AUGACAAUUUACUCAUUUUACAUUUUUGACAAGCAUUGUAAUUGUGUCUACAGCAGGGAAUACUCACAUAAAGAGAAUGAUCAGGGAUUAGUUAACAAGAAUAACGAGUCAGAUACUUCCAAGCUAUUAUUCGGCAUAUUAUAUUCCCUCAAGAAUAUAUCAUCCAAACUAGGUAACGCAGAGAUUGGCAAUAACCUCAAAUCGUUUUCAACAGCACGUUUCAGAAUACAUUACUUGGAAUCUGCCUCAGGGUUAAAAUUUGUUCUCGUAUCAGACAACGGUGUUGAUAAUUUACAAAACGUGCUCUGGGAGCUCUAUUCUAAUUAUUAUUUAAAUAAUAUAGUUUUCAACGCGCUCAGCCCAGUCGAUUUUCAGUUUGAUGAAAGGAUCAGUAAUAGCAACUUUAUUCGGGAGACUGAUGAAUUUCUUGAGUCAUUGAAGGCUUUUAGCUAG
Priceomyces carsonii is the source of this 453-nucleotide messenger RNA. Its product is annotated as TRAPP subunit. The coding region runs from base 1 to 453 and encodes 150 amino acids. Gene Ontology annotation, biological process: endoplasmic reticulum to Golgi vesicle-mediated transport. The record is from RefSeq and is a predicted model, not a curated record. The transcript has a single exon. NCBI's taxonomy places the organism in Eukaryota, Fungi, Ascomycota, Pichiomycetes, Serinales, Debaryomycetaceae. Gene Ontology annotation, cellular component: TRAPP complex.